CUCUAUGAUGCAGCGGCUGUUUAGUCCUCCAGCCCUGUGCUCUGUUGCUGCGUGUGGUGGGCGGGGCCUGGCUGGAGCCACUUCCGGUUAUGGUUUUAGCCGGUGCUGGAAGUUUCUAGUGACAGGCUGUGUGGUGGAUGGUGACUUGUGGCGGCUGAUGGAGGGGGACGCGGAGCUCACCAGGGGGGAACGGGUCGUGGAGCCCCCCAGUGAGGAGGACACGGAGCAGAAAUCCAUGCCAUCCAAUGGGGGCAAUGAAAUAAAGAGCCGUGCUAUAGUGAAAUACUCCUCUGCCCCAACGGCUGCCGCAUUUGCUCGUCUUCAGGAGAAGACAGACUUGAAGCUGCCCCCUGCUAACUGGCUGAGAGAGAAUGCCAAACUCGGGCCUACCAUCCUGGGCAACAGCGGGAAAAGCAAACCAUUCUCAAGCUUUGGCAUGGCGUAUGAUUUCAUCGAUUCAGUUGGAAAGGAAGUGGAUGUUGUGGCAGAUUCCGAGAACAUCAAGAAGCUCUUGAAGAUCCCAUACAGUAAGUCGCAUGUCAGUAUGGCGGUCCACCGCAUCGGGAGGACUCUUCUGAUGGAUGAACUGGACAUUCAGGAGCUCUUUAUGAGGUCUUCUCAGACAGGAGACUGGACUUGGUUGAAGGAGUUUUAUCAAAGACUAAUGGAUCAAAAAUGGCAAAGAAAGAAGAAAAGUAAAGAACAUUGGUACCAAAAAGCUAUACUCUCAAAGUUCCUCUAUUACAGCAUUAAUGGAGAUGAUACAGCUGAACCAGUCCCAUCCACUUCUCAUCAGCCUCCAGAAGAGCAGAAUCUCCGUGAACCAUCUGGGAGCGACCAUGUCGCCUGGCCUGCUACUUUUGAGACAUUAAGUUCAGUGUCAGAAGACUAUGGGGCUUCCAAUCAGGGUCUUAAGAAUGACUUUGUUAGGAAUAUUCUUUGGACAUUUGAGGACAUCCAUAUGCUGGUUGGCUCUAACAUGCCUAUUUUCGGAGGAGGGCGAUACCCAGCUGUCAGUUUGCGUCUACGGGACAACAACAAGCCCAUCAAUGUGCUGACUGGAAUAGAUUAUUGGCUCGACAACCUGAUCUGCAACGUGCCGGAGCUGGUCAUGUGUUUCCAUGUGAACGGGAUUGUGCAGAAAUAUGAGAUGAUUAAAACAGAAGAUAUUCCAAAUCUGGAGAACUCCAACUUCUCAACCAAGGUGAUCAAAGACAUCGCACAGAAUAUUUUAUCGUUUCUAAAGUCAAACUGCACAAAAGAAGGCCAUACAUAUUGGCUCUUCAAAGCCAGUGGCAGCGACAUUGUGAAACUCUAUGAUCUCACUACUCUAUGUGAAGAAACGGAGGACAAGUACCAGAACCCCUUCACUAUGCCAGUAGCUGUUUUACUAUACAAGGUGGCUUGUAACAUGAUGAUGAAGAAAACCCAAAAUAGGAAACAUUACGGGACUAUUCGCACUUUGUUACUGAACUGUCUGAAGUUGGUGGAUAAAGGAAGGCACCCACAGAUAAUCGCCUCAGCCAACUACAUGCUGUCAGAGCUGUUUCAGCUUGAGCCAAAGAAAGAAGAAAGUGAAGGAUCUCUUAAUGGGAAUUCUGAUGAAAGCUACAGCGAGGAGGAGGAGGAUGAAGAAGAGGAGCUGAGUGAUGAGAGUGGCUCAUACAGCUGUCCUCCAAACCCGCCAGAAGACUGCAAAGCUGUAGCCAUCAUUAAGUCUGUCCGGGAGCUGUCUGUUCCAGAGAAGUACAAGUCCACCCAUCAGAUUAGGCCAAGCUGCACUUUUCCCGUUUGCAGUGACACCGAAGAACGUUGUCGCUUAGUCCUCAGCUAUGUCUUAGAAGGUUUAAAAUCCAUUGACUGCAGUAUUAAGAAGGAAGGGGAACUGCCUGCAGCUGACCCCAACACUCCAAUACCAUUAAAAUAUGAAGAUGAGUCCGCUAAUGUUGUGUCUGAAUGCCUGGAGAAGCAGAUGGCACUGUUCCUGCAGAAGAUGGAAUGUGCUGAUAACCAGUGCUCCAGUAGAUCUGGGAUUGUCCCUGGCUCCUGGCAAUUCAAGAUGAAGCUGCAGCUGAUUAUUAAAGCCUCAAAAGCAUAUUAUGUGCUGUCAGAUGCUGCAAUGAGCCUGCAGAAGUACGGCCGAGCCCUGCGAUAUGUCAAGUUGGCCUUACAGUGUUAUGAUUCUUACAGCUGCCUGUGCACCAACCAAGUUCCCGAAGUGAUGCUGUUGCUGUGCCAGUACCUCUCGCUCUGCGGUGACAUCCAGCUCAUGCUGGCCCAGAAUGCAGGAAACAGAGCCGCUUAUUUUGAGGAAUACAAUUACCAGACGAGAGAUGAUCAGGAGAUUCUACACAGUCUGCACAGAGAAUCCAGUUGUGAAGGGUUUUCCUUUGUGACCGACCUGAUCACUGACUUGGAAUGCCUGCUCUCCAUCAGCUGUAAAUGUUAUGAAGCCGCCAAUGACAUCCUGAUUGUCACAAACCUCAAGAGCCAGAACCCAGAGCAGCAGAAUCAGGUGCUGAAAAGACUGGGCAAUAUCCGCAAUGAGAUCGGGGUGUUUUAUAUGAACCAGGCGGCUGCGCUUCAGACUGAGAGAUCAGGGAACAGAGGUGUCUCUAGUGCUGAACAAGACUUGUGGAAGAAAAGCUUCUCCAGUUUUGAAAGGGGAAUCUCCAACUUUGAAUCAAUUGCAGACACCACCAACACUGCGCUCCUACUGUGUAACAUGGGGCGCCUGAUGAGGAUAUGUGCGCAAGCUCACGGCCGCAGUGGCAGCGAUGAAAGUAGAGGGGAGUUCUCUCCUGAGGAGGCGCUCUACUAUAAUAAGGCCAUCGAUUACUAUCACAAAGCCUUAAAGUCGCUCACCAAAAGAGAAAGUCAUCAAGCUGUUUGGGAUUCGGUGUACUGGGAGCUCUCCACAACAUAUUUUACUAUGGCCACUCUGCUACAGGACUAUGCUCCCAUCUCAAGAAAAGCCCAGGAACAGAUAGAGAAGGAAGUCACUGAAGCCAUGAUGAAGUCUUUGAAAUACUGUGAUGUGGACACUGUGUCUGCUCGACAGCCCUUGUGCCAGUACCGAGCGGCAACCAUCCAUCAUAGGCUGGCCUCCAUGUAUCACAGCUGUCUGCGCAACCAGGUGGGUGAUGAACACUUGAGGAAGCAGCACCGGGUUCUGGCAGACCUCCAUUACACCAAAGCCGUGAAGCUCUUCCACCUUCUGAAGGACGCUCCAUGUGAGCUUCUCAGGGUACAACUAGAACGUGUGGCUUUUGCUGAAUUCCAAAUGGCCAGCCAGAAUAGCAGCGCAGGGAAGCUAAAGAGCCUGUAUGGUGCGCUGGAGAUCAUGAUGAAGACGCGCUGUGCGUUUGAUGUUCUUCAGAAAGAACUUGAGUGUGAAAGUGAUCAGGAGCCAGAGGAAGGGACCGACAUGGUGGGGGACUCCUCGGGUCACCUGCGAAAGGAAGAAGUCGUGAAACUAGUGAAUAUAUUUGAAUCUCGCUUGUCUUUUGUCCUCCUACAAUAUGUGAAGCUUUUAUCUUCUAAAAAGAAGAGCGGUAAUCCCCCCGAAGAGGACGCCUCCCUGAAAACCUACAAGCAGGUUUAUUCCAGUCUUUUACGUGCUUCAACCAACAAAUCCUCCACGCUGACCGAGAGACUGAGCGUGCUGAUAAAUCUACUAGAUCAGCUUGGUCCAAAGAGCGAGGCAGAUGAAACGGUCAUUCAGUGACAAAAGGAUUGCGCUUGGAUACAGAGCGGACGCACGCCGUGCCUUGUUGAACCUGCCAUUGCUGGUCUCUUCCACUUGCGUUCUACUUCUUGCCGGAGAUCUUUCAGGGAAACUCUCAUCACACCCGAAUUCCACACGUCUUGCAGGGGACACAGGUUUUUUUCCUGCUUAUAUUUCUCCAGAUACACAUUUGCUCUUGCACUGCUUACCUGUUUUUGUAGGUACAAAGUUUACGGAACGCUGUGCCAAAAGGGUGAAAAAAUAACCUGCACUAUUCUAAAGAUCUAACAGGGCUGCCUGCAGAUCCCUCAAAUUAUCUCAAAGGGGUACUCCGGUGAAGAAAAAAUUAUUAAAUCAACUGGUGCCAGAAAGUUAAACAGAUUUGUAAAUUACUUCUAUUAAAAAACCUUAAAGGGGUUCUCCACCAUAAAGUGAUUUUAGUUCGUACCUGGCAGACAGUAAUGGACAUGCUUAGGAAGGAUCUGCGCUUGUCUUGGGGCUAAAUGGCUAUGUUGUGAGAUUACCAUAACACUGUGGCUAGCUUUUUGUGAACUGGUAUUUCCUUUGAGAGUUUUCUUUUUUACUAAAAAUCCCAUAAUUCAAUUUUCCUCCAUAAAUGAGUGGCAUCCAUUCAAAAGACCUGUGGUUUUCAAUCAGGGUGCCUACAGCUGUUGCAUUAGUUGCAGAUUGAUCUCUCUCCCACCAAGCGAUCCCUCCACCCAUUGAAGCAGACAGACUCCCUGUCAUCAGCUGACUAGUGAGUCAGGUCUCGGCCGCAUUGCAACCUGGGAAAAAUCCGAGACAACAGUCAUUUUGUAUGCUGUUAAAAAGAAAUAUUGGGGUGAAAAUCACAGAAGAAUUGUGAGAAAACCGUCACACACAGGUACAGACACUAUAUAAUGAACUACGCUAACUUUACAGCCCCUGUAGCAUGGUCAAAUAAAUAAAAAAUCCUGGAAUACCCCUUUAACCCUUACAGUACUUAUUAGCUGCUGUAUGCGCCACAGGAAGUUGUAUUUCUUUCUGGAGCUCUUUUCUGUCUGACCACAGUACUGUCUGCUGACACCUCUGUAUCAGGAACUAUCCAGAGCAGGAGAGGUUUGCUUUGAGGAUUUGCUCUUACUCUGGACAGUUCCUAACAUGGACAGAGGUGUCAGCAGAGAGCACACUGGUCAGACAGAAAAGAAAUUAAAAAGAAAAGAACUUCCUGUGGAGCAUGCAGCUGCAGCGAAGUACUGCAAGGAUUAAGAUUUUUUACAUAAAAGUAAUUUACAAAUCUGUUUAACUUUGGGCACCAGAAAUAAUAAUUAUUAUUUUUUUCACCGGAGUACCCCUUUAAGAUCUCCAAAAUCUCUUUAUCUACCAUAUGCUGUGUCAGUCUAGUCUGUAAUAGGAUAACUAUCCAAGUGGGUGCUCGGCUCGGUAACCUGCCCUUGUGCCUAAGUACAAAAAAUCCAAAAAGGAAGCGGCAAUCCAAAGCAUCAAAGCAAUAGGGUCCCGUUGCUGCCGAUGGGGAUUUCGCUGCAAAAGUUGCUGAAAGAAUGAUCUUGUUUAUUCUUUUUCGGAAUCCGCACAGAAAACAUUGCAGUCUAUUGGGACGACCUCUUCCAGCCGGGAUAUUUCUGACAUUCUUCAUUCUCAUCCUAGCCUAAGCGGUGCUCACCUCAAGGAGAAACGUUGCCAUUUCACUUAGAAAAGUGGUGAGGAAUUGAAAGGAAGUUCCCAAAAAUUCCAGAGCAAUGGGUAAAGUCCUCUGUCCUACUUUUUUAUAGUCCAGCUUUAUCCACUUACUAGAGAUUGAAUACAUCUUCCUAAACACUGUUUGCAGAUAUUGGAGCCCAAUGACAGCAAGUCUGUGAAAAGAUCCUGUAUAUGUUACAUUGCAGUUUUACGGGGCUAGAUCAGUGUUCUCCAAACUGUGGCCCUCCAGCUAUUGC
Molecule: messenger RNA, 5664 nt
Organism: Hyla sarda
Lineage: Eukaryota; Metazoa; Chordata; Amphibia; Anura; Hylidae
Gene: EDRF1
Product: erythroid differentiation regulatory factor 1
Exons: 24
Coding region: 5-3727 (1240 amino acids)
Biological process (GO): positive regulation of DNA-templated transcription
Molecular function (GO): protein binding
Source: RefSeq, a predicted model, not a curated record